CGGCGGUGCCUCUCGGCGCGCUUCUUUUUUCCCUCCCUCCCUCCCUCUCUCUCUGUCUCUCUCCCCCUGCAGAGGGAGGCGCCUUUGGAAUUAAACCCUUUCAUCGCCUCCCCUCUUUUCUCCGCCGUCGCCUUGAGAGGAGAGCCUAGAGAAGGCGCUGCAAAGGAGGGAGGAAGAGGAGGCGGCGGCGGCGGGCUUGCCAGGAUGGCGACGGUGGUGCUGGAACCCGAGUCGGAGCCGUCUUGUAGCCUUCCCAGCGCGGUCCCCCCUUCGCCGAGCCUGUCGCACCGUUUUCUCGACAGCAAAUUUUAUCUGCUGGUGGUGGUGGGCGAGCUAGUCACAGAGGAGCAUCUGAGAAGAGCCAUAAGCAAUAUAGAGCGAGGUAUCCGAUCAUGGGACACAAACCUCAUUGAAUGCAACUUGGAUCAAGAACUUAAACUUUUUGUGUCUCGCCAUUCAGCUCGAUUCUCUCCUGAUGUUAGAGGUCAGAAAAUCCUUCACCACAGAAGUGAAGUUUUAGAAACUGUUGUGCUAAUUAAUCCUUCAGAUGAAGCAGUCAGCACUGAGGUGCGUUUAAUGAUAACAGAUGCUGCACGACAUAAACUUCUGGUACUAACUGGGCAGAACUUUGAAAAUACAGGCGAACUCAUUCUUCAGUCAGGAUCUUUCUCAUUUCAGAAUUUCAUUGAGAUCUUCACAGACCAAGAGAUUGGAGAAUUAUUGAGCACUACUCACCCUGCCAACAAAGCCAGCUUAACACUUUUCUGUCCUGAGGAAGGGGACUGGAAGAAUUCAAACCUUGACAGACACAACCUUCAAGAUUUCAUCAACAUUAAGCUGAAUUCUUCUUCCAUUUUGCCUGAAAUGGAAGGGCUUUCUGAAUUCACAGAGUACUUGUCAGAAUCAGUGGAAGUACCAUCUCCAUUUGAUAUUUUGGAGCCGCCAACAUCUGGAGGCUUUCUGAAACUUUCUAAGCCUUGUUGUUACAUUUUCCCUGGUGGAAGAGGAGAUUCCGCACUGUUUGCUGUGAAUGGGUUCAACAUGCUAAUCAAUGGAGGAUCAGAGAGAAAAUCUUGCUUCUGGAAACUCAUCAGACAUUUGGACAGAGUGGAUUCAAUUUUGCUCACUCACAUUGGAGAUGACAAUUUGCCAGGAAUUAACAGCAUGUUGCAACGGAAAAUAGCGGAAUUGGAAGAGGAGCAAUCUCAAGGCUCUACUACCAAUAGCGACUGGAUGAAAAAUCUAAUUUCACCUGAUUUGGGAGUUGUGUUUCUCAAUGUUCCUGAAAGCCUAGGAAACCCUGAUCCUAAUUUGCAAUUAAAAAGAAGUGUAGAAGAGGCUUGUUUCACGUUGCAAUACUUAAACAAGCUAUCCAUGAAACCAGAACCUCUCUUUAGAAAUAUAGGAAACAACACUGAGCCCAUUAUCCUUUUUCAAAAAAUGGGUGUAGGGAAACUGGAAAUGUAUGUCCUUAACCCAGUCAAAAACAGCAAAGAAAUGCAAUAUUUCAUGCAGCAGUGGACAGGUACGAACAAAGAUAAAACUGAACUAAUAUUACCAAAUGGUCAAGAAAUAGACAUCCCAGUUUCCUACCUGACUUCGAUCUCAUCAUUGAUUGUAUGGCAUCCUGCAAACCCUGCUGAAAAAAUUAUCAGAGUUCUUUUCCCAGGGAACAGUACACAGUACAGCAUAUUAGAUGGCCUAGAGAAGCUCAAACAUUUGGACUUCCUUAAACAACCAAUAGUGACACAAAAAGACUUAAGUGGUAACCUGACAAGUCCAGCAGUAAAGCAGACAAAACUGAAGCAGAGAACAGACAGUAAAGAAAGUCUCAAGCCAAUCACUAAAACACUGUCUACAAAGACUGUCAGAAAAGAAUCGAGAGAGGAGGCUUCUGACACAGGGAAAUCUAGCCCACCAGAAAAGGCUCAAAAAGUAGAAAAACCCAUCAUAAAAAAGGAAAAACCAGCAAAAAGUGAAAGUAGGCUCUCUGUGACUGAAAAAGACCUAACAGCAAAGGAGCAACCAGUUGUGAAAUCUGAAACUGUUGAAAAACAAACCACCGAUGUGAAACCAAAAGUAAUAAAGGAGAAGCAGGUGAAAAAGGAAGUGAAAGUAAAAUCUGAAGAAAAACAAGAGGAGAAAGAAAAGUCAAAGAAAGAGGUGCCUAAGAAGGAUGAAAAAUCCCAGGCCAGGAAAGAAGAAAAGCCUAAAAAGGAUGAUUUGAAGAAAGAAAUAAAGAAAGAAUCUAAAAAAGAGCCAAAGAAAGAAGCUGCUCCAAAAGAAUCCAAAAAAGAAGAGAAAAAGGAAGUGAAAAAGGAAGAAAAGAGAGAAAUCAAGAAGGUUCCUAAGGAGAUAAAGAAAACCUCUGCUGCUUUGCCUGAAUCAAAGAAGAUUAUGGCAAAGUCAAAACCACAGAAGAAGGAAGAACCCGUCAAAAAAGAAAGUGGACUUGCUGGGAAACCCAAAGAAAAAGUUAAAAGCAAGCCAGUGAAGAAAGAGCUCAAAGUGGCUGAAAAAUCAGCUGCAGCAGUGACUGUUUUGGGAGCUGGGGCUGCAACAGUAGCAGCCGCAAGCCUAGCAGCCAGUGGGAAAGAAUUUGAAGUUGAGAGGUCACUUAUGUCCUCACCAGAAGACCUAACAAAAGAUUUUGAAGAACUAAAAGCGGAAGAAGUUGAAGUAGUGAAGGAAACAGAGGAAGAUAAAGUUAAAAUCGAAAGCCAGCUAACUGAUGUAGAACAAAAGGAAGAUUAUACAGUUCAAAAAGAAAAAAUAGAAGGUCCAAUUCAUUCUCCUGAUGAAGAUAUCACUGCUGCAGAACCUGAGGGAGAAUGUGAACGAACUCCUGAAGAGCUGGAGUCUGUAGGAAAGGACAAGGUUGAUGACAGUGAAAAAUUUGAAGAGGAAGGAGCAGGUUUUGAAGAAUCUUCUGAGGCAGGUGACUAUGAAGAAAAGGCUGAGACCGAGGAGGCAGAAGUACAAGCGGACAAUGAAGAAGUACCAACAAGUUUCAAAAAGCAAGGCAUAAAGGAUAUAAUUGAAACAGAGGAGAUUGAAAAAGAAAUGAUAGAAGCUCCCGAAAAUGAAAAAAUGAAAGGGUUAAUGUAUGAUAAAAAAGCAGAAUUUAGAAUGGAGUAUGAAGAUCACUAUGAGGACAAUUUAGAAGAAAGAGCAGUUGAAAAGGCAGAAAUAGAAGACACUGAAGAAGAAAUUGAAGAAGACAAAACCGAGGAGGUCAAAGAUGAAGAGGAAACUGAAAAAAUACAAGCUGAAGGAGAUUAUGUCAUGGCUGUAGUAGACAAAGUAGCUGAAGCUGCUGAAAUGGAUGAUAAACAUGGUUUGCCUAUAACUACUCCAACUAAAUUGUCAGAAUCUCCAUCUCCGGCAAAGGAACCAGCAUCUUCAAUCCAUGAUGAAACUCUACCUGGUGGGUCAGAAAGUGAAGCAACGGUUUCAGAUGAAGAAAACAGAGAAGACCAGCCUGAGGAAUUCACUGCUACUUCAGGUUAUACCCAGUCCACUAUUGAAAUAUCCAGUGAACCGACUCCAAUGGAUGGAAUGUCAACUCCACGAGAUGUAAUGAGUGAUGAAACAAAUAAUGAAGAAAGUGAAUCUCCUUCCCAAGAAUAUGUCAACAUUACUAAGUAUGAGUCAGCACUAUAUUCUCAAGAUUUUGCUAGACCUAAAGUUGCUCCUCUUCCUGAUGCUUUUAAUGGAUUAUCCGAAGGAUCAAAAACAGAUGCUACUGAAGGCAAAGACUAUAAUGUUUCAGCUUCUACCAUUUCACCACCUUCUUCAUUAGAGGAAGAUAAAUUUAACAAAACUGCCUUCCAGGAUCUGUAUCAUCUUCGAGAAAAUGAAUUCAAAACUGUUAAUAAAUUAGAAAUUUCAGAAACUUGGGAUGGGAAGAUUAGCCCAACUAUAGAUGAAAGUCCAGCCCCACUAUCACCUGUUGCUAAAACACCUCUUAGCGAACGUAGUGUGAACUUUUCCCUAACUCCCAAUGAGAUUAAAACAUCAACUGAGCCUGUUUCUCUCACAACACUGCCAGAAAAACAUCAUGAAACCCAGGAAGAACAGUGCCCCAGCCCUGAUGAUAAAACUUUAGAAGUGGUAUCCCCUUCACAAUCAGCUGCUGGAAGUGCUGGUCAUACUCCUUAUUAUCAGUCUCCCACUGAUGAAAAGUCAAACCAACUUCCAACUGAGAUUCCUGGAAAGACAACUGAAGUACCAAUCAGUGUUGAAGUUAGUGAUGCCAAAGACAAUGUUGCAAAACACAGAAUAAGCCCAAUGGAUGAACCAGUGCCUGAUUCUGAAUCGCCUUUUGAGAAAGUGCUUUCACCUUUACGAAGUCCUCCACUUAUUGGUACAGAAUCUUCUUAUGACACAUUUUUAAGUGCUGAUAUAAAAUCUCUCAAAGAAACUGAAAUCACCUUUGAAAAGAAAAGUGAAACAGAUGAUUCCGUGUUGCAGGAGAUCUCAGUUUCUGAAGUUACUUCAACAAACAUUUUCCAAGAGCAGCAGGAUGAAAAAGAUUUGGAGCUGACACCUCCAAAAUCAGACAUUCUUCUAUUAAAGAAAAAGGAUGAUUUAGAUGCUUCAGAAAUUCAGUCUGCAUUAGUUUUGGAUGAGAGGAAACUGGCAGAGGUUUCUCCUACUCAGGUGGAUAUUAGUCAUUUAGGCUAUUUCAAAGAGGACACUAAAAUGUCAAUAUCUGAAAGUACCGUCUCUGAUAAAUCUGCAACUCCUGUUGAUGAAGUUGUAGCAGAAGAUACUUAUUCCCAUAUUGAAGGAGUUGCGUCUGUUUCUACAGCAUCUGUUGCUACUAGUUCAUUCCCAGAACCAACCACUGAUGAUGUAUCUCCUUCGUUACAUGCUGAGGUUGGAUCUCCUCACUCUACUGAAGUUGAUGAUUCUCUUUCUGUGUCUGUUGUACAAACACCAACUACAUUUCAAGAAACAGAAAUGUCUCCAUCUAAAGAAGAGUGUCCUAGACCAAUGUCUAUUUCUCCACCAGACUUUUCUCCUAAAACAGCAAAGUCAAGAACACCAAUACUAGAUCAUAGAUCUCCUGAACAAUUGACUAUGUCAGUAGAAUUUGGACAAGAUUCACCUGAACAGUCUUUGGCCAUGGAUUUUAGCAGACAGUCGCCUGAACAACCCAUAGUAGGUGCUGGUGUGCACCAUAUAUCUGAAAAUGGUCCCACAGAGGUUGAUUUUAGCCCUUCAGACAUGCAGGAACAUGGAUUUCCAGAUAAAAUAUCACCAGUGGAACAAGUGUGUUUUAGCCAUGAGAAGGAUAUUUCAGAAAUUAUUUCAGUUUCUCAGAUAGAGGCUUCACCGUCACCGUCCACUUCCUCUGUCCAUACACCUUCACAGGCAAGUUCUCCCCUGCAAGAAGAAAUCCUAUCAGCUGUUACACAGCCUAGUGAUAUGCCAUUACAUUCUACAUUUCCAUCAGAAAAAAUGCAAAGCUUGGGAGAGAAACUCUCACCAAAGUCUGAUUUAUCUUCAUUGACACCACGGGAAUCUUCUCCUUUGUAUUCACCUAGUUUUUCAGAUUCACCACCUAUAAUGAAAGAAACAAUGGCUGCUUCUCAGUCAUCUCUAUUAUCACUGCACGUAUCCCCAGACAAAUUGUUUGGCUAUCAUACAUCAAUAGUUCAAGAUCCUGAGUCAAAGCAUGGCCAAGAGCUUCUAGUAUCUAAGGAUCAGGAAGAUACUGAAGAAACAUCCAUCUCACCAGAACCGCUUAUUUACUCUUAUAAGGAAACUGGAAGAAUCACUAGGUCACCUGAGGCUGUUAGUUAUUCCUAUGAAAAAACAGAGGAAGUCACUGAAUCCCCUGAAACCUUUGAUUACAACUAUGCUGCAACAAAGGAAAUCACCAGAUCAAUAGAGGCAGAUAGUUAUUCCUACGAAAAAACAGAAGAAACCACCAAGUCACCAGAUGCCCUUGAUUAUUCUUAUGAAAAAUCCACCAAACCGUCAGAGUCUGUCCAUUAUCCUUUUGAGUACACAGAGAAAGCCACCAAAUCGCCUGACAUUUCAAGUUAUCGCUAUGAGAAUGACAAAUACUUUGUUUCAGAAAAAUCUGAAAUCCGCCAAGAUGUUGAUUUAUGUCUUGUCUCAUCCUGUGAAUACAAGCAUCCCAAAACAGAACUGUCACCUUCUUUUAUAAAUCCUAACCCCUUAGAAUGGUUUGCAAAUGAAGAACAAUCUCAAGAUCAAGAAAAGCUGUUGGUUCAGUCCGGAGGGGCUCCACCACCCUCUGGAGGAAAACAGCCAGCUCGCCUGUGUGGUGAAACACCCCCGACUUCUGUAAGCGAAUCUGCUCCGUCACAGACUGACUCAGAUGUACCCCCUGAAACGGAAGAGUGUCCUUCCAUUACAGCAGAUGCUAACAUUGAUUCAGAAGAUGAAUCUGAAACGAUACCGACAGAUAAAACGAUUACAUAUGAACACAUUGACCCUCCCCCAGUCCCUGUUCAAGAUCGCAGCCCUUCACCUAGGCACCCGGAUGUCUCCAUGGUAGAUCCAGAGACAUUACCUAUUGACCAGAAUCUAGGGAAACCUUUGAAAAAGGAUCUGAAAGAAAAAACAAAAACCAAAAAACAGGGGACUAAGACCAAAUCUUCCUCUCCUGCCAAGAAGAGUGAUAGCAAACCUAAGCAAGUGGCUUCUCCAAAACCUGCUGGCUUGAAGGAAUCAUUAGAUAAAGUUUCCAGAACAGCUUCUCCGAAGAAGAAGGAGUCUGUGGAGAAAGCUGCCAAAAAUAUCUCUACUCCAGAGAUAAAAUCAUCUCAUAAUGAAGAGAAAGAUAAAGAAACUAAGAAUGCAGCCAACUCUACAACAUCAAAAUCAGCAAAAACUACAACUUCAGGACCUGGAAAUGGGAAACCAACGAAAUCUAUAGCUGUGCCUCCAGGACCUCCUAUGUAUUUGGACCUGGUCUAUAUUCCCAACCACAGCAAUAGCAAGAAUGUUGAUAUAGAAUUUUUCAAGAGGGUGAGAUCAUCCUAUUAUGUUGUGAGUGGGAAUGAUCCUGCUGCUGAAGAACCAAGCAGGGCUGUCUUGGAUUCCCUGUUGGAAGGCAAAGCUCAGUGGGGAAGCAAUAUGCAGGUGACAUUAAUCCCAACGCAUGAUUCAGAAGUGAUGAGGGAAUGGUACCAAGAGACCCACGAGAAACAACAGGAUCUUAACAUCAUGGUUUUGGCAAGCAGUAGCACCGUUGUUAUGCAAGAUGAAUCUUUCCCUGCAUGCAAGAUUGAACUGUAAAAAAAAAAAAAAGCAAUGCAUUUCAACUUUAAACUUUGUUUCCAGAAAUUCUUGAAUUUGAAAAUACUUUUUCUAAAAAUAUAAUCCAUCUAAUUCAGCUGCUGAACUAUAUAUACCUGCCAAAUGCUAUACUGUAUCAGAGUGAUGCAAGUCACUAUUUUUUUUCCAGUCUUUGCUAAUUGCUAAGGGAAAUAACAGUAUUCCCACCAUAGGGUUCAAAUUACUGCAAAACCUGCAGAUUCAGGUUCAUCUUCAUUGAACACUAGGAAACCAUGCACUAGCAAACACUGCUGACUUCUGCCAGGUUGGGGGCAUUUGCCCUUGGAAGAAACAGAAAAGAUGGAGAGAGAGAGGAGGGGAGGGGGAAGAUGAGUUGGAUGGCAUAGAGGAGAAUAAAAUAAUUAAUUCUGCAUUAGUUACAAAGCACUCAGUGACUUACCUCCCACAGUCUAGCAGCCCAGAGAAAGAAAUAUUUGGGUUUUUUUCAGAGUAGGCAUAUUUAAUUUAGUGACAUCUUAGCUAGAACAUUAAGUGAAACAAUGUGGUUUUGAAGGAACAUUGCAUUGGAAACACUUAGUAUUGGCAACUUCCCAUUCAGUGUUUCAUUGUCACGGAACACAAUAUUCUUAGACAAAAUGCGCAUGUAGUUUGAACCCCAUUCAGUUUACCAUGCAGACAUAUUGGUCUAAGGCAUCCUCCCAGCGAAAAUUCAGAGUUCUUUCAAAAUUGACAAACUUGCAUGCUAAAACACCCGGGUCACUGACAAGUUUACUGAAGCAAAAUACCAAAGCAGUGGGAGUACCUAUGGUAGACAUUUGCCUUAGAAAGUGACUUGAAUGUACAAAGAUACUUGAUGCACUUAUUUUUUAAUGCAAGAUAGCAAGUUUAUAAAACCAUCUGUGUAGGAUUAUAGUUACACCAGUACAGAACUAUGCGUGUGCAUGUGUGCUAUUGGAAAACUCUCUGAUUGGUCAAACAGCUUGGUGCUAUGAAUUAUGUAUGUAAGUUGAACACUUCAUUGGUGCACCUGAACAGCAAACCUUGUUUGAAGUUAUUAUUAUUUCCCCCCCCCUCUUUUUUCCUGCUUCUUGGAGGCAUGAAAGAAAAGGUGUUCCGUACCAGAAAUUCAAAAUAACAAAAAUAUAUGGGAUGUUACAAAAAGGUUAUCUGCACAUCUGUAGAGUCUUUGAAGCUUUCUUUUGUCUUACAUUAGUUUGACUGUUAAUUUAAGAGUGAAUAUGGGACAAAUGUACAGAAUUUUUUUAGCUGUGCACGAACUUUUAAUAGAUGAAUUUUUAAACAUGUUUUGUUUACAGGAAAACGCAGAAAAAAAAACCCCAGGUGAAGGCGAAAUUUUUUAGUAGUUUUGUAAGACAACACAUAGUGUUAUUUUGAGUUCUGGUGAGAAUGAAGUACGAUAAAACAGUACCAUAUUUAUUGAACGUAGCUGACUGCCAAGGAUUAUCUUGCGGAGAGCACACUAGCAAUAUCGUUAUGUGUUAGUGAUCAAAGAACUAAGGACUGAAAGGUUAGUUCGCUUUCUUUUAAGCAGGCAGCUUGGAUUGGGGGCUAUUCCAUGGCUUUAUGCAAUCCAGGGAGUCAUUUGUGAUGGCACUAUUUCAGUACCAAUAAACACAGCUUAUGACUGGGGGAGUGGGUUUGCAUCAAACCACGCUUUGUGACAUUACAAGCAGUCCUGUGAGACACCUGUCAAACCCUCCAGUGUUAGUUGGGCAGCAGAGAUCUUGACUUAAUUUUCCUAGAUAUUCCUUUAUCCUACACUGUCUUAAGUAAAAUUAAUUGAAGGAUCCUUCCCCAAAGUAAAACCAGAACAGGGUAUACUGUAUAUAAUGUGAUUCUGUGAAAUCAUAGAAACGUGCAAAAUGUAAUCCUGACCACAGAUUUUAACUGAUGAGAACCUCAGCUCCCAGGUUCUUCAAAACUUCAUUUCCUAGAAUUACAGGGAGGAGAGUGGCUGAUCAGGAUUUCUUACAAUCAGAUGGGAUUUAAUAUUCCCCAUCUUUUCAAAUUAGCACACAGAAAAACAAAGUAUGCAAAACUUAUUCAGGUAUGCAUAAUUUCUACAGAUUACAGGAAUCAAUUUUAUGUGUGACUGAGUUUGGGUUGUUUGGUCACACAUUGUUCCACUUGGCUUCGUAGCAGUGGCAAUUUGAGUAGUGAUGCUAGCAUACCAUACAGUAUGCAACCACACUACUUUCUCCCUGCCACUUAAAGCACCUGCUAGGGUUGCAGGGUUCUCUGGUUCUUCUCUCAUCUUCCAAACAUGCCACCAUUCCAUUUAUCCUAACAAAUUACAUGUGCCUGGCCUAGUGCAAACUUACUUGCUUAUUUUUUUAAUGUUCAAGACCACCUCUAUCGGGAAGCCUACAAUUUCAUUGUAAGACAGAUGGAAAUGAAAAGUCAGAAAAAUAAGAAAAUGUGUGAUAACCGAGGUCUGAUAAUAAUAUUUCUCAUGCUGGUAUAGUAUUUUCAUGACCAGAGUACAUGUUAUCACUACUUGUAAUAAUACCUCCAUUAUCCUUAAUGCUUUGCUUUGCAGCUCUGUACAGAAUUUUCACAAUCUCAUUCUUUCUAUAAUAGGAAUUUGUAUUGUUUUAUGCCAGCCAUGUUUUCAGAAUGCUCUGAUUUCAUUAAGUAGGGGACAACUACAGCAUUUUGUUUAUUAUAUGUUAUAUAAUUUAUUUUAAUUGUUGCAUUGUUUAUUUUUGUUUUAUUUUGCUAAUUUUUUAUAUAUUUUUAAUAUUACUUUAGAUCCUCUUUAAUUUGGGCUGGGUAGUCCAAUUAAUGCUGUGAAAUAUUGUUUAUGUUUUGUGGAUUUAAAAAUUCUAAUAUUUUGUUUUUGUUUGACAAUUCUAGCAAUGCUAUUUUAUUUAUUAUUUUACCUUUAUCCAAGAAACACUUCUGUUCUUAUAGCUCUUUAUUUUUCUUGGAACAGCGUAGAUGGAAGCUCUAUGGGUUAGAUUCCAAGUCUUAAAAAAAACUAGUAUGAUUGUGGAAUGAAAAGCUCGGGAAAAAUGUAUUUUUGAAAGAAGCAGGAUAGCUGAAUUCAUAAUUGUGAAUGCUGCUUUUGGGAACUGCAGCGGUGGGAAAACCUUGUCCUGGUACCCAUUAAACAGAAAUAACUACAUGUUAUUUGAUAUAUUCCUGAAUGUUAUUCUCCCAUACCUCAUCCCCUUUUUAGCUCAACAGUUGCUAUUUCUAAUACGAUUCUAUUAUCAUCCACUAAUAUGAUACAGUCCUAACCAUAUGUUCGUCCACAUUGGAUGACCCAGGCCAAUAGUACUGACAGAAGGUUAAAAUGUAAGCAUUUACUGGACAAAGUUGUUACUCUACCACAUUGUUUUCAUUGUUUAUUUAUCCAAGUUAACCACCUUGAAAAUAUCUGGGUUUCUUAGUACUGAUGGCUGGGGAAUUCUGCAGAAAUUCAUGUGGAGAGUUCCUUAAUAUGGAAAGAUUGACUUAGAUGAUUUAUUCUGAGUGGAUGCCAAGCGAUUGCAAUCAGCUCUGCCAACUAACAACGCAAUAUUCCAUUUAUUAUUGAUUACAGAUUAACAGAGUUGGAAGGGACCUUAUAGGUCAUCUAAUCUAACCCCCCGUUCAAGCAGGAGACCCUACACCAUUUCUGACAAAUGGCAGUCCAAUCUCUCCUUGAAAGUCUCAAGUGAUGAAACUCCCACAACUUCGGAAGGCAAGCUGUUCCAUUGGUUGAUUGUUCUCACUGUCAGAAAGUUCCUCCUUAUUUCUAGGUUGAAUCUCUCGUGGAUCAGUUUCUAUCCAUUAUUCCUUGUCUGGCUUUCAGGUGCUUUGGAAAAUAGCUUAACCCCCUCUUCUCUGUGCAGCCCCUCAAAUAUUGGAACUGCUAUUAUGUCUCCCCUGGUCCUUCUCUUCACUAGACUAGCCAUGCCCAGUUCCUGUAACAGUUCUUCAUAUGUUUUAGUCUCCAGUCCCCUAAUCAUCCUGGUUGCUCUUUGCAUUUUUUCUAGAGUCUCAACAUCUUUUUUAUAGUGUGGUGACCAAAACUUGAUGCAAUACAAUUUAACUGUUAAACAUGAAAUUUUCUGGUUAGGAAUUAGAGCACAGAAAAAUCUAGACUAGAUAAAAUACAAACAUGUCUAGAAAUAAAUAACAUAUAAAUUCAAACAUAGAGAAACAUAUCACAUACAAACUUCAAAUGAACUCCCAACUUCAAAUAACUUUUGUCAGUAGGGCUACAGUAGGGCUACAGUAGGUCAAGUAUGUUUUGUCACCAAUAUUAAACUGCAAGUUUUUCUACCUUUACAAAUGACAAACAUGAAUAUUUCAGGUUUUUUAUAUCUAUUGUUGAGUCAAACAGUUUUAAGAACUGUUAAACUGUUAAAAUGAUGUGGCCACUUCACCUUUUGUGGACUGUUUGCAUAUGAUUGUGCAGUGUAGAACACUCUGCUUGGUCAGUUCCUACAUUGCACGAUGUAAUUUCUUGGUUCUCUAGGAGGCCACUGUGGUGGAAUCUGGUAAUUAUAAAUUGGCUGCUAUCCUACAGGAAGUUUUUGCUGAAUUAAUAAAACUGGAGAACCAUAAGGAUGGGCCUGAACAUAUUAUGUGACAGGACUCAUCGCAGCCGGAGACUGCAUAUAUGUUUCCUGGUUACUCCAAGCACUAUGGAACUGAGGUGUAGGGGAAUUAAUAAACAUUGGCCAGGAUGGCACAUGAUAGGCACAUAAGUUUGGUUUUUUCCUUAUUGCAGGUCCUAAUUUGAGCUUCUUCCCAUGAAAGUUUAUUUGUGAUUCUACUAUUUUCUGUACAUCUACGUUGUCCAAAAAUGAUACAAAUUCAUAUCCUUUAGAUACACCAGUUCUGUCAGUGAUUGUUUUCACUUCUUUAGCUGUGCCAUAUCAUGUAAAAAAGCUCAGAGUUUCUAUCUCAUCCAUCCUUAUAUCUAUUCCACCCACAAAAAUGGUAUUUGGCAUGAUUUUCCUUUCAGGCAGAACAUAUCCUUGGCUGGUAGCAGGUAACUGAGAGCUUUCUUCCCAUGGAAUAUUUGUGUUUUGAGAGUCCUGAUAUGAAGUAGACAUCUCCACAUAUUCUUUGCAUGCCUCCACUUUGAAGGACGGCAAGAGCAGCCACUUCCUUCCUUUUUCUUGCCCCCUUCUUCACAAUGCCCGGGCUUAACCUAGGCCUUCAGUCCUGUCCAUUUGACAGCCUGCAUCAAAAUCUCUUGCUUCAUGAAUUAAUUAAAUAUGAAUUAAUUUUAUGAGCCCCCUCCCCCCAAUUUGCUGUUUUUAAGCAAAAUUUAAAGGAUUUACCCAUUAGGAAUAUAUUUAAUUUUCUUCUUGCCAAAGAAAAAAGAAAAUGUGAACACUAAGACAAAAAACUGACUAGCUCAUGGAGGUUAUCAAUCUGUUUUGAACUUCUAUGAGGAUUAUUUUUAGUUCAAUAAACAAUAUUAAAUAUUUAUUUAAAUGUGCAAAAGGGAAAUUAAUUUGCUGUCUCCAAAAAGUGAAAACAUAGCAGAUGUGUACAUCAAUACAUUGCCUGUUGAAGCAAUUGUCUGAAAUCAGCAUGCCAGAUAACUGUGUAUGCCGUAUCAGAAAUCAACUCUGUUAUGUGCAGUAGGACUUAUUCCCAAUAAACAUAUAUAGGAUUACCACCUUAAUGGAGUUCAAAUUUGGCAUUGAUACUCCUUCACACUUUAAGCAUAUUAUUGAUCUUCUUGUAAUUAUUUUAGAAUAGAAUCAGAAACGUAGUUAGAUUGAGAUUUUUCUGUGCGUAAAUUUUCCUUUUUACUUUAUGCUUCCAAAUGGUUGAAGGACCUAACUUUAAUCUUUAAUUCGGCAAAUCUUGAUUUUUAUGGGAAUAUAUAUUUUCUUAUGACAGCCUUCCCUGUCUUACUGGUGUCCAAAUCAGUGGGUUACAAUUUCCAGCAUUGUCAGCCAGCAUGCUAAUUGUAACAUUUGAGAAUUUAAAGUCGAAUAACUCUUUUUUUGGGGGUGGGUGGGUGGAAGUACCAGUUUGUAUCACUUUGCUCAAAGGUCUCAUUUUGCAUCACCUUUCAAAGAUCUCAUUUUGCUUCAUCGAUUCUAGUAUUAGAACUCUUUUUAAUGUUCUGUUUUCUGACAACUUGCUCCUGAGAGUUGAGGAAAAUUUCAGGAAUACUUCUGAAAGUACAGGGACAUGUAGUGGGCAUGACAUUGGCAUUUGCCCUGCAUAUGAGUUGAUGUGCCUUUUAGAUCCAAGCCUAUAUUUUCUUUUUAAGUUUCUGAAUAAAGCUAUAGUAGUAGGCUAUAUAGUUCAUAAACAAUUGUUUUUGAACAAGCAGGCAUAGGGUUUUGAAUGGCAAUCAGGACUGAAUUUGAAUGGCACUCAAUUCUGGAUUUCUGUUACUGUUGUUUUAGGAAGCUCCUCUAGACUAAAGUAAAUGGAACUAAUAGUUGUGUUAGUCACAGCCCUACAUAGUUAGUAUGGUGACAGUCAAUCUGAAGUACCAUGAAUUGUGCUCUGUUACUCAGCACAGAUUACUAGAAGCAUGGUUCAAUAUUAAUUAAAUUAAUAAUUCAAUAUUAAUUAAUGAAACAAAAGUAGAGUGCUAUAUGCAUUCCAGAAAUUUUUACCAUUAGUAACAUUCCCCUCAUUGUGCUGUUAUGAUAGUACUUUCCCACUGAAUAAAAUUCAGUGAUAGCAGUUUAGUUGAGGUCACAUUCAAACUUAAAACAGGUCUUUUGCAUGCCUUUACAUUUUCCUAUGGUGGGUCUAAUUUCUGCAACUACAACAUUUUUAAUUAAUCUUUCAUUUUUCAUGAUUUAUGUUUAACUUCACAUACAGUAGUGAAUGACUCCAAAUGUGUAUACAAAUAUAUUUAGCUGUCUUCAAUAGAUUAAGCAGUUUAGGAACAUUGCAACACAGAACUAAGAAGCUGUUAGUUAAGGAAAACAUUCCAAGAACUCCCAGCUUAGCUUCAAGGAGUUAAUUCUGCAUUUCCUACAUCAUGGGUCGUUUCUCCACUAGCAAGCAUCUUCUAGAAUCAUCCCAACAUUGAUGUGCCAUGAUUAACAAUAAUGAGGACAGAUUUCACAUCACUUCAGUGACAAGCGGAUGAUGCUAUGAAAACAUGCUUAAGACACUCCCUAGUGGGGCAAUGGCCAUAGCCCUUUUCUCCAUACAUAAGUUCUAGCUCACAGAUAAUAGAAAUUUUUUGUAGUCUAGAAAUGUUAGUAAUGGGGAAAUGUUAUAUUUAAACUUACCAAAAAAUUGUAAGUGCUCCUUGAUAGUAGAAGAAACCACAAAAAUUGGUCUAAUUAUUUAUAUACAUUUGGAAACUGCAUUGCUUGCCUUGUUAAGGACGUUUGCUUCAUCUUUUUAAAACAAAAAUAUUUGUUGUGAUCUUAUAAAAAUAACAAAAUAAGAAAGCAGCAUCAAAACCUUGAACGUUUGGGGGGGAAUUGUUUCUCUGCACUAAAUUAGUUUAGGAGCUCUAGUUGCCCAGAGCGACUGUUCUAUUCAUACAAGACUGGGCUGUAAUCACACCAGAAAAAGCACAGUUCUAAAAGUCCAGGAUGCUUUCACAUGAUGGCCUGCAGCCAUUUGAUUCUUCCAAACCAUGGAGAGAAAGUCUUGUCGUGGCUGAGAAGCACCUCACUCCUCUCUCUUGUUCCGAAUGGUCUUGUUUGUGUCAGUCUGCAGCUGUGUAUGGUUUUAUGUCUUAUAAUCCUUCAUCACCUCUAUCCUAUCAAGUCAUAUCUAAAGUAGAAAAUUAGUUUCCAGUGAAAGUAAUAUGUAGUGCUUUUAUGAUAUUUGUGUGCAAUAUCCCCUCUACCAUUGAGGAUAUUUGAUGUAAAGGAAAUAAGCUCAGUUCCACAAUAAAAAAUUAAAAUAG
Messenger RNA from Ahaetulla prasina, 15148 nucleotides. RefSeq names its product microtubule associated protein 1B (gene MAP1B). Gene Ontology annotation, molecular function: microtubule binding; actin binding. Gene Ontology annotation, cellular component: microtubule; dendrite; synapse. The record is from RefSeq and is a predicted model, not a curated record. The coding region runs from base 205 to 7278 and encodes 2357 amino acids. The transcript has 7 exons. NCBI's taxonomy places the organism in Eukaryota, Metazoa, Chordata, Lepidosauria, Squamata, Colubridae. Gene Ontology annotation, biological process: dendrite development; regulation of microtubule depolymerization; microtubule cytoskeleton organization.